AUGAGAUCAGGUUCUCUACUCUCGUCUAUCGAGACGCCAUAUCCCGCUGAUGUGCUUCUCUUCUGGCCAAAUGAUCGACGGUUGAUGGUGGUCGGGACGUACUUGUUGAGAGAGAAUGAGAAGAAGACAUCCUCGAGCGACAGGAUUGGCAAGGUUAUGGUGUACCACGUACAUCGUGAUGAACAAUGGAGAAUCCAGCCUGUACAGGAGCUAGAUUGCCCCGCCAUCCUCGAUCUGCGCUGGGAUCCUCACAACCCAUCUCGACUGAUUGCAGCGCAUUCGACCGGCAACCUGACAACAUAUAACGUCAUCGCAGACCUAUUACGUCUCGAAGCCUGCGCUGACUCGCAUGCUGUUGAGGAUUCAUCUACUCUCCUGCUACAGAUUGCAAUGGAUCCGGUACGUUCUGGUCAGGUUCUGUCAUCAUCCUCGGCGGGUGAUUUGACCAUGUACGACCUCAACGCGGAGUCAGUCGUGCAGACGUGGAACGGUCAUGACUUGGAAGCAUGGACCUGUACGUAUGAUCAGGGUCGACCUGAUAUGAUAUGGUCCGGGGCAGACGACGCCACUAUCAAAUGUUGGGACACUCGCACGCCUGAUAUGCCUGUCUUCGUUGAUCGACGAACGCACGAGGCCGGUGUAACAGCCAUCUUGCCAAACGGUACGGGCGAGUUCAUGUUGACUGGGAGUUACGACAAUCAACUCAGGAUCUUUCGCCAAAGUGUAUGCGCACCGAAGUUCUCUCCUCGGCAGGAAACUGCCAAGGUGGAUCUUGGGGGGGGAGUCUGGAGGCUUGUGCCAAAUCCGGGCAAUGCGUACAGAUUACUAGUCUGUUGCAUGUACGAGGGUGCUAGAGUGGUUGAGUGGUGUGUAGGAAAGCGGGAUGAAGAUUCACUUGAGGUGGUGAGCACAUUUGAAGGAGAGCACAAAAGCAUCACGUAUGGCUGCGAUUGGGCAAGCGAAGAGGUGGCUGCAACUUGCUCGUUCUACGAUAAGUUGAUUUGCUUGUGGCGAGUAUAG
Molecule: messenger RNA, 1020 nt
Organism: Saitoella complicata NRRL Y-17804
Lineage: Eukaryota; Fungi; Ascomycota; Saitoellomycetes; Saitoellales; Saitoellaceae
Product: WD40 repeat-like protein
Exons: 2
Coding region: 1-1020 (339 amino acids)
Molecular function (GO): protein binding
Source: RefSeq, a predicted model, not a curated record